AUGCGGCACCCAGCUGCCUCCGAGGCGGCCGCUUGUUCGGCGGCGCUCACGCUCGCCUUGCCGCUGCUGCUGUUCCUGCUGCUGUGUGCAAGCCAGCUGGCCGCUGCACAGCAGCAGCAGGCGCAGCAGGUGCAGCCGCAGCAGGACGUCGCAGCGCAGUGCCCCUUGGCGGUGCGCUACGAAGUGAGCCUGGGGCAGGGGCAGAGCGCCACGCCUCAGGUGCCCAUCUUUUUGGCUUCGCUGGGGCUGCAAAACAACGCAAACUACUCGAUUGAGGACUGGCGCCUGGGCUGGAGCUUCCCCUUCGGCUCGGUCAUCAAGGCGCAGCAGGCGAGAGAGAGCGGACGGCGGGACAUCUUCGAUCCCUCCAUCGCCCUGCUCACCCCCGACUCGGUGCAUGCCGUGCUGGAAAGCGAGCCGGGGGCCAACCGCACCGUCAUCCCGCCCCACAGCGAGCUGCUCUUCAACUUCCUGGGCACCAAGGGCUCAGGCCAGCUCAGCCCCAGCAACCCUUACAACGUCGGCGCCCUGGAAAACGUGGCGUUCAACAACCUGCGGUGCACCUGGGUGCCCGCGCCGGCCGUCACGCCGUCGCCCGCGCCCAAGCCCAAGCCGGUCGAAGGGCCCGCGCCCGGCGGCAACGUCACGGCUGCGCCUGCCAAGGACCUGCAGGUGGAGUACACUCCCAUCGAGUAUGUGGGGCAGGAGAUCGUGGGCACAUUCACUCAGUUCCUGGUCAGGCUGCGCAACCUGCGCAACACCACGGCCAUCAACAUGUCGGGGCUGGGCCUGCAGUACUGGUUCGAGGGCCCGCUGGACGGCGCCCCGCUGUUUGCUGACUUCAGCCCGCAGCAGUUCUUCACGGUGCAGUGCGAGUGGGCCACCACGGGCUGCGACAGCCUCAGCAUCGAGGUGCAGCCCGGGAUGGACACCGUGCCGGGCGCCGCCUUCCUGCUGAACAUCACCCUCAACUCAAAGGCCGGCAUGCUGCUGCCCAACAGCGAGAACUCCGUGCCCUCGUUCUUCCUGGGCAAGGGCAUCGUGGUGAUGGACCUGCUGGUCACGCUGACCACCAAGCAGGGCCAGGCGAUGCUGAACGCCACGCAGGCAGGCGCAGGGCGCGGAUGGCUGGCGGCGGACUACUCCUUCCUAGAUACCCCGCAGCUGCCUGUGGAGUCGGCCAAUGCCACCAUCAUCCCCCGCCUCGCCCUCCCCAACUCCCACAUCCCCGCCUACCUAAACGGCACCCUGCUGUGGGGCGCCCCGCCAUCCCCGCUGGCUGCCGCGCCACAGGCCGAGGUGGCGGAAGCGGCGGCAGCGGCAGUGGACGGCGCCGCAGCGGCAAUGGCGGCAACAGAGGACUUGGGGCUGCCGGCGGGGGUGACCUGCGAGCAGACCAAGGACGGGCAGGGCCAGACGUGUGGGCUGGUGGUGGUGUACUGCUGCGAGGGCGAGGAGGAGCUCUCUCCCUUUAUCCCCGAGGAAUGGCCGCCGGCCCUUGCGUCUGCACCAACGGGCGAGCCGGCCGCCGAGCCCCUGGCACUGCCUCCGCCUGGCUCCCGCACUCCACCGCCUCCCAGCCCCAGCAGCCCCGCGCCGGCGCCAGCCGUGGACGGCGCCACCAGCCCCAGCAGCAGUCCCAGCAAGAAGAGCAGCAGCGCCGGCAUGGUGGCCGGCAUCGCGGCGGGGGUGGCGGUGGCGGCGCUGGCGGCGGGCGCCGCUUUCUUCCUGGUGCGCCGCCGCCGGCGGCGGCGGCUGCAGCAGGCCGGCUCGGCCAAGCUGCUGCUGGCCGGGCCGCAGCAGGGGGAGCGGGGCUCCGAGGACGGCAAGUCCAGCACGCCCCGCAGCCCCAAGGGGCCACGCCCGCCGCUGUUCCCGCCGGGCGGCGUGCCGCUGGGCAGCGCCUACAAGGCGCCAGCUGGCAGGCAGGGGGUACACCUGGCGGAGGUGCUGGUCAAUGGCUCAGAGCGCGGCGGUUCCCAGCAGAGCAGCCCCAGCAAGGCGGGCUCGCUGGCGCCGCUGCUGCGCCAGGCCGGGUCUGGCGGCGCCAACGGCGGCCACCACACCAGCAACCUGUUCAAGUUCCCCAGCGGGGUCAGCGCCGUCAGCAGCCACGACAACCCCAUAUUUGACACGCUCAGCGACGGCGGCUACCCUCCAGGAGCUGCUGCUGGGGGCAGCGCCUCCACCCAGCAGUCGGUGCUGCCGCAGCGCAUCGGCAGCUGGGAGCUGCAGUCGCAGGUGGUGACGCAGCAGGCGUUUGCGCAGGCGCAGGCGGCGGGCCUGGCGGCGGCGGCGGCCGCCGCCGCGGCACAGCAGCGGCGGGACGAGGACGACGGCUGGCGGCCAGACGUCCUGGCGCUGAUGCAUCGCAAGGGGGCCACAGCGCCGGUGCUUCUGGCCGGGCGGCGGGAGCACACGCGGCGGCGGCCCCGCGAGCCCCGCCAGCGCAGCAGCAGCGGCGGCGGCGGCAGCGGCGGCGGCAGCAGCGCGUCGAGCAGCGGCGACGAGAGCGAGGAGAGCGGCGGCGGCGCCCCCGACCUGCCGUCUGACUGGCAGGCGCGGCGCAGCAAGUCGUGGGAUGGGCACCUGCAGGACACCAACUCGAUGGGGGACUCGCUGCCGCUGUUCCUGCGCCGCCACCACCGCCGCGGCGGCGCCGGCGACCAGCUGCCGCACGCAAUACCGCCCAUGGGGGAGCUGGCCCCGCCGGUACUGCCCAGUACCGAGCCAGCCCCGGGCGUGGACCUCAACGUAGACUACGCCACAGAAGUGGCGCCCUUCCUGGGGCGCUGCCUGGGCACCGGCGGCUUCGGCUCGGUCUACGAGGCGACGUGGCGCGGGCGGCGCGUGGCUGUCAAGAAGCUGCCGCUGUUUGGGCCGGACCAGCCCUGCAGCGAGGGCAUGUAUGCAGCCAUGCUGCGGGAGAUCGAGCUGGCCUCCAAGUUUUCUUCCGACAGGCUGGUCCAGGUGUAUGGCGCCUGUACCGCCGACCGCGAGCAUGUGUGCCUGAUCAUGGAACUCAUGGAGGGCGGCUCCCUGCACCAGCGCAUCUACGACCGCUGCAAGCGGCGCAUGGGAUACCUCGAGAUACUGCAGCUGGCCCAUGACAUGGCCGCGGGCCUGGCCUACCUGCACCCCUCUGUGGUGCACCGCGACCUCAAGCCGCAGAACGUGCUGCUGGAUGGGGAGGGGCGCGCCAAGCUGGCGGACUUUGGCAUCAGCCGGGUCAAGGACCCCACCAAGAGCUACCUCAGCCAAGUCACCAACGACAACGGAACGCCGAUGUACAUGGCCCCCGAGCAGUUCAACGGCAGCCGGGUGGACGAGAAGGUGGACGUCUACGCCCUCGGCGUCAUCCUCAACGAGUGCUACACCCGGCGCCAGCCCUGGCGCGACUCCCAACACUUCUUCCAAAUCAUACUCAAGGUGGCCAUCAACGGGGAGCGGCCGUGGGUGGACCCCGACUGCCCCGAGCCGCUGCGCCGCCUCAUCACCAAGUGCUGGCACCAGGACCCACACAUGCGACCCUCCUGCGCCGAAAUCAUGCGCCUGGCCGCCUUCAUGAUACAGGCAAGGCGCCGGCACUGGGGAUUCGGCGGCUGCAUGCGCGCGUGCGAGGAGGUGCAUCGCUGGACCAGCCUGCAGAGCGCCGGCAGCGGCGGCGGCCACCUGCGGCUGCCGUCCGGCGCGCGCGGGCCCGGCGGCGGCUCGGCGCUUGCGUCACGCGCGCCCAGCCAGCUGCCGCCGCACGCGCAGCAGCAUCUGGCGACGCCGCAGCCGCCGCAGUCGCAGCAGCAGACGCAGCAGGGGCCUCUGACGCCGCCCCAAUAG
This is a messenger RNA of Chlorella variabilis, 3834 nucleotides long. RefSeq lists its product as hypothetical. The coding region runs from base 1 to 3834 and encodes 1277 amino acids. The transcript is spliced from 22 exons. Gene Ontology annotation, biological process: protein phosphorylation; carbohydrate metabolic process. Gene Ontology annotation, molecular function: protein kinase activity; ATP binding; cellulose binding. The record is from RefSeq and is a predicted model, not a curated record. Lineage: Eukaryota; Viridiplantae; Chlorophyta; Trebouxiophyceae; Chlorellales; Chlorellaceae.